AUGACCACUGAAGAUCAGAACAACGACUUUGAGCAAUUUUUUACUACAAAACCAACGAAAGUAUUUUCGAACUAUUCCCCAACCUUCACAAAACUAGAAGAUCAAAAAGUGGUGGAACGCACGCAAUCUCCACCUCUCACUGGGGAAUUUGCUGAUUUCGAGGAGAUCACCAUCCCUCACGCAAAACAACCGAAGCCGUUACUUUUAUAUGAAGAUGGCGAUUCCAAAGUUGCGACAUACACGUUUGUGAAAACAAAUGAUACUGUAAUAGUGACAUCACCGUCUGAAGUUUCCGAGAAAAAGAGAGAUAAUAAGGAAUCAAUCAUUCACUCAAUUUCUCCUCCUGUAUUUUUAGAUGAAGAGAUUUUAACGCCAAAACGGAAAGUCUUUGAAUUUUUUAAAAAGACGAAGAAAACUAUAUUUGAACUAGAAUUUGAAGAUUGCAUGACGCCGUUAUAUACCGACGACGACUUUAAUAUCUCCGAAGACUGUCAAACGCAAUUUCAAAAAGAUGUUGAGACGGCACUUAACACCACUUUUGAGGAAUUUAACACUAAAGUAUUUACACUAGCGGGGUAUGAUCGAUCGAGAAGACAAGUCGUCGUCUUCAAUCAACAAUUCCUUAUAGAGAACACCCCUGAAUUCCCAAGACGAUUCUAUUUGUUCGUCUUGAAAUUCUUCUCGAAGAUAUUUAAAACCGAUUUUGUGGUAGUUUACAUCAAUGAAGCCCUCCCUCUCCCUUAUGGCGUAUUUGCGAUGUUAUAUACUCUACUCCCUUUAGACUACAAAAAUCACUUAUUCAAAAUUUACGCGUUCAUCCCAACAAACCUCCAACUUAAACAACAAAAGUACUUGGCUAAAGAUGACUUGCAGAAGCUCUGCAUUGUCAAGGAUAUAUACGAUUUUUAUAAGGAAGUCCCCGUUGGCUCAGUUAGUCUCCCAAAGACUAUACUAGAUACUAUAUGUCUCGACCAUCCCAUCUUUGGAAUUCCAUUGACGGAAGUCGUUGCGCAUCCUUUCAGAGGGUUGUCUGAAGUGCCUCUUGUUAUCGAAUGUGCCAUCAUGUACUUCUCUUCACGCGUUGAAACUAUCUCAGUGGAGGGAAUAUUCAGAUUAACUGGUUCAAAAAUGAAAAUCGACCAAAUUAUUAAAGACUUCAACUGUGGGAUGUUCGUCAGAUUUAAUGAAGAUGAGGAUACUCAUAUCGUCUGCUCAGUCCUCAAAACAUACUUACGAAUGCUCCCAGAGCCUCUUCUGACAUACAAGAUUGGAGAGACAAUAUCAAAUAUGUUCGCUAAUGGAAGUGAAAAUAUCGACAAUAUACAACUGAAACCAGUGCUUCAGCUGCUACCAGAUGUCAACCGGAUAUUGCUCUACAACUUAGUGAUCCUGUGUCGAGUGAUAGGAAGUCACGUAGACGAGAAUAAAAUGUCGAGUUCCAAUUUGGGAAUUAUGUUAGGUCCGUGCAUCUACUGGAGUGAAGUUACAAAUGUGGAGGCAAUAACAAAAGCGAAGAAUGUCAAUGCGUUCUUUACAUACCUUCUCGACAAUGCAGAGCAGCUUCUUGAGGGUCAUUGA
This is a messenger RNA of Entamoeba invadens IP1, 1578 nucleotides long. Its product is annotated as Rho GTPase-activating protein, putative. The record is from RefSeq and is a predicted model, not a curated record. Bases 1 to 1578 code for a protein of 525 amino acids. Gene Ontology annotation, cellular component: cytoplasm. Gene Ontology annotation, biological process: small GTPase-mediated signal transduction. The transcript is spliced from 2 exons. Lineage: Eukaryota; Evosea; Mastigamoebida; Endamoebidae. Gene Ontology annotation, molecular function: GTPase activator activity.